Dryobates pubescens (Downy woodpecker) is the source of this 926-nucleotide messenger RNA. Its product is annotated as histone H1. Gene Ontology annotation, molecular function: structural constituent of chromatin; DNA binding. Lineage: Eukaryota; Metazoa; Chordata; Aves; Piciformes; Picidae. The record is from RefSeq and is a predicted model, not a curated record. Gene Ontology annotation, biological process: nucleosome assembly. The coding region runs from base 273 to 926 and encodes 217 amino acids. The transcript has a single exon. Gene Ontology annotation, cellular component: nucleosome.
UCGAAGGGAAACUUUGCCUCGGGGAAAAAAAGUCUUUCUUCUCCACGUCGCUGCGAACUAAGGGGGAUUAGAUAGCAGAAAUUGUGAUAAAAACAGGCUUUUUUGACUCCUAAGAAACACAAAAUGAGCGGGGAGAAGGAACCUUUCUGCCGUGCAGCGGGGCGGGCUCUACAACGCACCAAUCACCGCGCGGCUCCUCUCUAUAAAUACGAGGCCGCUGACUUGCGCCAGGCCCAGUGGUUUUCCCUGAUUCGUGGACGGAGCCUGCUAUUAUGUCGGAGACCGCGCCUGUUGCCGCUCCUGCUGUCUCUGCGCCCGGCGCAAAGGCCGCCAAGAAGCCGAAGAAAGCGGCGGGCGGCUCCAAAGCCCGCAAGCCCGCGGGCCCCAGCGUCACCGAGCUGAUCACCAAGGCUGUGUCUGCUUCUAAGGAGCGUAAGGGGCUUUCUCUCGCUGCUCUCAAGAAGGCGCUGGCCGCUGGCGGCUAUGAUGUGGAGAAGAACAACAGCCGCAUCAAGCUGGGGCUUAAAAGCCUCGUCAAUAAGGGUACUUUGGUCCAGACCAAGGGCACCGGCGCUUCCGGGUCUUUCAAGCUGAACAAGAAGCCGGGUGAGACAAAGGAGAAGGCAACUAAGAAGAAGCCGGCAGCCAAGCCCAAGAAGCCAGCAGCCAAGAAGCCUGCCAGCGCUGCCAAGAAGCCCAAGAAAGCUGCAGCUGUGAAGAAGAGCCCCAAGAAGGCCAAGAAGCCAGCAGCUGCUGCAGCCAAGAAAGCAGCCAAGAGCCCCAAGAAAGCAGCCAAGGCAGGCCGGCCCAAGAAGGCAGCAAAGAGCCCUGCCAAGGCAAAAGCAGUGAAGACCAAAGCAACCAAGCCUAAGGCGGCCAAGCCUAAGACAGCCAAGGCAAAGAAGGCGGCACCCAAAAAGAAGUAA